Molecule: messenger RNA, 5566 nt
Organism: Colletes gigas
Lineage: Eukaryota; Metazoa; Arthropoda; Insecta; Hymenoptera; Colletidae
Product: collagen alpha-1(XI) chain-like
Exons: 17
Coding region: 20-5266 (1748 amino acids)
Molecular function (GO): extracellular matrix structural constituent
Source: RefSeq, a predicted model, not a curated record
CUUGGUGUCCGGGACCGGAAUGAAACAGGAACCAUUCGGAGUGACGACGACCCAAAGUCGUUGCCACGGGAACGAAACCGUCGCGUACGAGAUUUCGGAAAACGCAAUUUUGACGAUCAGUACGAGCACUCUGUUCCCCGCUGGCAUUGCUCGCGAUUUCUCCAUUUUGGUCGUGGCCAGGCCUAAACUCGGGUACCCGGCCGCCUCGCUGUUUGCUAUCUACAGCGACAGCGGCGAGGAACAGUUGGUGCUAUCAUUGGGCAAUGACGUCACCCUUUACUACAGCACAAACCCGGACGACGAGGAUAAACCCAUUUCGUUUGGAAUUGAUAUAUCCGACGGAAAGUGGCAUCGUUUAGGAUUCAGCGUCAAAGGCGACGCCGUCACGCUAAUCGUCGACUGCACCAAGCAAGUCACGAAAGAGUUGCGUAGGAACGUCGAGGAAACGAUCAGCGACAGCGGCAUUAUAAUCAUCGGUCAACAGAUCGUCGAAGGAAACGUGUAUUUGGGCGACUUGGAGACGUUGAAGAUCGCUCCGAUUCCGGACGCUGCUUACGAGAUUUGCACGGUUUUCGCGCCAGAUUGUAGGAACCAAACGAGACGCACGUUCGGUCGUGGUGGUUAUACAAACAUGUGGAACAUCGGCGGUACAGUACGCACCACCUCGUCCAGUUAUUAUGAGAAUUCGGCGAGCGUUGGUACCGGACAAACAGUACGGAGUUCCGGUUUCUCUGACAGAGCCCCUUCGACGGGCAGAUCGUAUUACGAAACCAAUCACAGCAAUAUCGAUUUGCCCAGAAGCUACGGUAGAAUAUCUGCCACGGUGUCUGGUUUGAACGCUUCCUUCAACAGUCAGGGUCGAAAUUUUGGAAGAGGAUCGGAAGAAGACUACGAGGAAGGGAACGAAGAUGAAGACGAGGACAACGACGAGUACAAUUCGACUUACAGACCCACGAAUGCAACGUACGCGUCUAGGCCAACCGUGGAAACGUUGCACCAAAAUCACAAUGUUCUUCUUAGCGGCGUUGAUGCUACUGUAUCGGGGGAGUAUCAAACGACGACGGCAGAAACAACUGAAAAUAUUGGGAUUUCGAUUGGGGGAGGCUUAAAGUAUUCAGAGUCUGUCGAAGGAUCGUAUUACAGUCCCGGUUACUAUGGUGCUCGAGGUUCACCAGGUCCACGUGGAUUUCCAGGACCUCCAGGUGUGCCUGGGGCACCAGGUAAGAAAGGAGAACCAGGAAGGGAUGGACUGUCGGGUUUGCAAGGUGCUCCUGGUCCACCGGGUAACGUUUUCAUAAUACCAUCGUUGACCCAACAAAGCAACGAUAAGGGACCAGAUAAUCAGGCGGAAGCUUUGAGGCAAAUGCUUUCGCAACAUAUGAUGGCUAUGAGAGGUGCUGAAGGGCCCAUGGGCAUGACUGGUAUCCCAGGUCCCGAGGGACCGCCCGGAUCGCAAGGACAAAAAGGAGAACCUGGCGAUGUCGGAGAACCUGGUCCUCGCGGUGAAAGGGGAAUUCCUGGUACUACUGGCAGGGAAGGCAGACGAGGUCGACCUGGAAGAGACGGUGACAGAGGUAUAAGUGGACCGCCUGGAAUGAAAGGUGAACAGGGUGGACCUGGACUGCCUGGACUACCAGGAGAUAAAGGUGAAAGGGGACCAACAGGAGCUACCGGAGAACCAGGUUUACCAGGUCACGAAGGGAUGCAAGGUGACGAUGGUUCGCCUGGUUUACCAGGUUUACCCGGUGAAAUGGGACCCAGAGGAUUCAUAGGACCACGAGGUUUUCCUGGAUUGCCGGGUAACCCUGGUAUUCCAGGGAGCGAAGGCCCGCCGGGAGCAAAAGGCAGUACUGGCCCUCAAGGAGCUUCAGGUUCACCAGGACCACCAGGUCCGGCGGGAGCAGUUGGUCCACCUGGUCCUCAAGGUCUUCUAGGGCCAACUGGUUUAGUUGGGCCACAAGGAAAGCCCGGAAUUCCCGGUCUUCCAGGAGCAGACGGGUCGCCUGGUCAUCCAGGAAAUCCAGGAGUCCCUGGAAUGAAAGGUGAACAAGGACCCCAAGGUCCUCAAGGACCAAUAGGAUUCCCUGGAACUCGCGGCGUAAAAGGCGACGAAGGUAAACGUGGAGCAGCUGGCGAACGCGGAGAAAAAGGUGAAAGGGGACUGGAAGGAGAAAAAGGCGACGCAGGCGCGAAGGGAGAAAUUGGAUCGACAGGACCACAAGGAAUUCCUGGCUUGGAAGGUUUCGAAGGUCCCAAGGGUUUCGAAGGUCCACGGGGUGAAACUGGACAAACUGGUCCGCUCGGUGAGAAAGGAAAAAUUGGUUCUCCGGGUUUUAUUGGAUAUCCUGGAAAUAUUGGUGAAAAAGGUGAUAAAGGUCAACCGGGGAGACAAGGCACUAGCGGGGAUAAAGGAGAGAGGGGAAAUAUUGGUACGCAAGGGGAACGCGGUGAACCAGGACCUAGAGGUUUCAGAGGUGCUCGUGGAAGACGAGGUGCUGAAGGGUUACCAGGGCCAAAGGGAGACACAGGACAACCGGGUCCUCCAGGACUUCAAGGAGAAAGUGGUCCACCCGGCGUUGAAGGUCCUCGUGGUUUUGUUGGACCCCCGGGACAAGCUGGUCUUGAUGGGAAAGACGGUAUUCCUGGUCCACCUGGAGAACGUGGACCAGUGGGAGAUUCGGGACCGUUAGGACCACCAGGCGCUUCUGGUGUAAUAGGACCGCAAGGUCCUGCUGGAGAACCUGGUCAACCUGGAGAACCUGGAAGUCCUGGAAACCCUGGAAUUCCUGGUGAAACGGGUCCUCCUGGGGAACAAGGAAAAGAGGGGCCACCAGGACCCUCCGGUUUAUCAGGAAAAGAAGGCCCACCUGGUCCUGGUGGUUUGCCAGGAUUUCCUGGGGAACGAGGACUGAAUGGUCUACCGGGAAUGCCAGGUCCAAAAGGGGAUAUAGGAUCGAUCGGAGCUCAGGGUCCACAAGGCGAUAAAGGUGCUCAAGGAGAACCUGGAAAAGAUGGCGAAACUGGACCUCAAGGAAGUCAAGGGCCGAAAGGGCCACUGGGACCAGCUGGUUUGAAAGGCAACAUGGGUGAGCCUGGAUUGGCAGGACCUAUUGGACGAGACGGUCUACCAGGCCAACGUGGGUUACCAGGAUCUCCGGGUCCUGUUGGAGUUCCAGGGGAAGAUGGCGACAAGGGUGAUAUUGGACCACCUGGUGAGAAAGGAUUUAAGGGGUCUCAAGGAGAAAUGGGUCCUCCAGGACCAUCUGGAAUACAAGGACUUCGAGGCGAACCGGGUGCAAUUGGAUUGCCUGGUGAGAAGGGACCGCCAGGAGAAAUUGGAAGACGGGGACCGAAAGGCGAAGAUGGUCCUGUUGGCGCACCAGGUUCAUCCGGGCCCGUAGGCCCACAAGGAUUACCCGGACCACCUGGAUUAAAAGGAGAAGUCGGUGACGCUGGUAUAAUUGGUCCGGUGGGGCCAGCUGGAAGUCCGGGGGAACAAGGUCCAAGAGGUCCUAAGGGUUCUGAAGGUUUACAAGGUCCUCCCGGGCCUGAAGGACGCCAGGGAGUAAAAGGAGAAAGUGGAACGCCAGGACUUCAGGGUACAAACGGGCCCGAGGGAAAACCAGGUGAAAGAGGACCUCCAGGCCCGAAGGGCGAAGAAGGUAAAAGUGGACCACCAGGACCACCUGGUAAUCGUGGAAUAAAUGGUCCAGAAGGGCCGAAAGGACACGUAGGGCCUCCUGGUUUCCCUGGGCCUCCCGGAGAGCCGGGUUUGGUCGGUCCAAAAGGAGAACCAGGCAAAGACGGAGAUGAUGGCAAGCCUGGAGAUCCUGGAUCUCCAGGGGACGUUGGCCCCCCAGGAAAAGAAGGGUUGCCUGGCCCAUCUGGGAAGCCGGGACCAGAGGGUCUAGCAGGAAUGCAAGGAGGUCCAGGCAUGCCGGGAGAGAAGGGUGAUAUGGGCCCACCGGGAGCACAGGGCAUUCAAGGCCGCAGUGGGCCUCAAGGUGUACCAGGACCACCAGGCUUAUCGGGUCUCAGAGGUCUUCCAGGACUUGCAGGUGAAAAUGGCCCGCCUGGAAUGUCAGGAGCAGUUGGUAAUCCUGGAAAAGUUGGACCCGUUGGACCGAAGGGCCCAAAGGGUGACAGGGGUAGAAGGGGACUCAAAGGACAUCGCGGCGAACUGGGCUAUCUGGGAAUCAAAGGCGAACAGGGCGAAAAGGGAGAGCAAGGAACGCGAGGUGAUUCUGGUCGCGAGGGUCCGAAAGGUGAUCAGGGGCCUUACGGGUUACCUGGACCUAAAGGAAACGAUGGACCUCCGGGACUUCCUGGAAUGGAAGGACCACUUGGGCUUAGAGGUAGUGCUGGAAACGAUGGGCCAAAGGGUGAAAUGGGUCCUCCGGGCCCGCCUGGGCCUCCUGGUCCACCAGCCGAGCAACCGAUGAUCCCUCCAGAAUUAUUAUUCACGAGAGAACAACUUUUGAGACGGAAACGCGACGGUUCGGAAGACGCAGAAAAGGAAGAGAAACAGGACAAGGACUCGGAGAAUUUAGACCAAGACGACCGCAUUGAAGAGGAGUUGGGGCCCAAAUUCUUGGACAUGUAUAGUUCAAUAUACGCUAUGAGGCAAGAAUUGGAUCGAAUACGUAAACCGAUCGGGAGCAGAGAAAAUCCUGUAAGAACCUGCAAGGAUCUGUUUUAUGGACAUCCGCGUUUUAACGAUGGUUGGUACUGGAUCGAUCCAAACUUAGGAAUGGCUGACGACGCUGUGUACGUUUAUUGCAAUAUGACAAAUAUGGGCGAAACAUGCGUGUAUCCCGACAUUCACGUAAGUGAAAUGCCAAAUAUACCAUGGAGGAAGGAAGACAACAAAACGGAUUGGUAUUCGAAUUUGCGAGGUGGAUUCAAAAUUACAUACGAAGCUAUUGGCGUGGUGCAAUUAAAUUUUCUGCGUCUGUUGAGUCAAGAAGGUUAUCAGAAUUUUACUUACACCUGUAUCAACAGCGCGGCCUGGUACAACAUUAUGAAUUAUAAUUACAAUUACUCGAUACGAUUGCUCGGUACGAACGAAGACGAGUUUUCAUACGUCGGUGUUAAGCCACAAAUCUUAGCAGACGGUUGCAGGACGCGUAAGAACAAAGGCGAGACCGUGUUCUUGGUUCGUACUACGAAAUUAGAGCAAUUGCCGUUGGUCGAUUUCUAUCCAGUCGAUUAUGGUUCACCGCAUCAGGCGUUCGGUUUCACAUUUGGGCCGAUUUGCUUCAAAUAGAUCGAAUUAUCGAACUCUCAUUGGCAAGACUGAAUUUCAAUUGUACAUUAUUGUCUUCCAUUAACUUUCUUCUACCACGACGAUAUCGAGAUUAAUAAUAUGAAAAUUAUUAAUCGAUUAAAUUUAUUGUUAUGUAUGUAGCGUGUUUACUAACCGCAAAUGAAAACGUGCCGUUCGGAACUUAAGUAGAAUGUAAGACGUGCAAUGUGAGGUAAAACGCUGUUAUUUAUGUAGAAUACACUGUUAAUAUUGGAAUCGGUUUCACUGCCAUUAGUAUGUGAUGAGUAUUGAUAUUCUGUA